Molecule: messenger RNA, 765 nt
Organism: Macrosiphum euphorbiae (potato aphid)
Lineage: Eukaryota; Metazoa; Arthropoda; Insecta; Hemiptera; Aphididae
Source: the annotation of a GenBank genome assembly
AUGGCCAAGUACAAGGUAGUGAUGGUCAGACAUGGUGAAAGUGAAUGGAACCAAAAGAACUUGUUUUGCGGAUGGUACGAUGCUUCGUUGAGCCCUAAAGGUGAAGAGGAAGCAGCAAACGCCGGUAAAGCAUUGAAACAAGGCAACUACAAAUUUGACCUGGCCCAUACAUCUGUGUUGAAGAGGGCACAAAACACUCUGGGGUCAAUAUUGAAAGAACUUGGCCAAGAAGACAUUCCGAUAUCAAAAACUUGGCGUUUGAAUGAAAGACACUAUGGUGGCCUUACUGGAUUGAACAAAUCUGAAACUGCAGCCAAAUAUGGCGAAGAACAGGUUCAAAUAUGGAGACGUAGUUUUGACACUCCCCCACCGGCCAUGGAUACCGACCAUGCAUACUAUGAUCAAAUCGUAAAUGACCCUCGCUACAAAGAUGAACCUUUAAAGGAAGAGUUUCCUAUGUUUGAAUCAUUGAAAUUGACAAUUCAAAGGACAUUGCCCUAUUGGAAUGAUGUUAUUAUUCCCCAGUUAAAAGAAGGAAAACAAAUAUUGAUAGCGGCUCAUGGAAACAGUCUUAGAGGAAUAGUCAAACAUUUGGACAAUUUGACAGAAGACCAAAUCAUGUGUCUUAAUUUACCAACUGGUAUACCAUUUGAAUAUGAAUUAGAUGAAAACUUUAAACCUGUGGUUUCAAUGAAGUUUUUGGGUGAUGAAGAGACUGUCAAAAAAGCAAUCGAAGCUGUUGCUGCCCAAGGCAAAGCAAAAUAA